AUGGGAGCAUAAUCAACAGAUCAAGGCUUGUUAGACAUUAAAUUCGGUUAAUAUCUCUUUUAAAUUCGUGUCAUUAGCUAAAACGAAGUAGGCUUAGAAGUUAUUGAUAUUAAAACCUUCUAGACAUACUCUUUAGAAUCUCAUUAGUUUGUCACUCAAAUUAAUUCUUCAACUCUCAUUGCUGCAUUAAAUAGAAAAGAGGAGAAUCACCUCAAACUUUCUAUUUCAGUUGGACUUACAAGCGAAAAAGAGCAUUUCUUGAAGAUAGUUUUAAAUGUGACUUAUGAUUUCAUCCCUGAUUUCAGUGAAACACUAAUUAUCCCUUUAAAGAAAGGAGUCAGCGAAAAGGAAAUGAUUUAGACUCAAUUAAAGCUUAUCAAUUCAGAAAUUGCUUACUUGUAGAAAUCAAUAGAAGGACAUAAUUUGCAAUCUUGUAAUAAAUUUGUGGCCACAAGCAGCUCUGGAACUUUUAAUGGAACAAACCAUGUAAUCACUAAAUUAGAAUUACCAAAAGGAAAAUAUGAAAUCAAUUUGCAAUUCUACACUCAAAGCUCUUAAAAUUGGAUUUAUCUUAAAUUAACUAAUUCCUAAACUGGUACUGAUUGUUUGAAAUUGCCAGAAGGAGGCUAUUAUUUUACCGUUGCCAACAGCAGCAAUUACUAACCUCACAUAAUUAGAUCUUUUGUAGACGUAACUAGUGAAACAGCAAGCUUCCAACUAGAGUCCUAGGCCUGCAAUUCCUAUCCUUGGAAUAUGAAAAAUUUAAUUCUUUCUGCAACAUCAGUUUGA
Molecule: messenger RNA, 789 nt
Organism: Tetrahymena thermophila SB210
Lineage: Eukaryota; Ciliophora; Oligohymenophorea; Hymenostomatida; Tetrahymenidae
Product: kinase domain protein
Exons: 1
Source: RefSeq, a predicted model, not a curated record